AUGGCUCCCGUCGCAGUCUCCACUCCCGCCCCGGCCGACGACAUCGCCGACCUCAAGGCCAAGCUCAACGCCGUCGACCUCAACAAGGUCAACCUCCAGCUGCCCCCUGACAACACGCUCCGCCGCUACCAGAAGGCCGGCAUCGACCUCUCCAACGGCUACCCCUACUACCCUCCCAAGCCCGACCUCGUCCAGGACGUGACCAAGAUCCGCGAGGACGUUCGCGGCGGCAAGGCGUACGUCGACCCCGGAACCCGCGCCGACAAGGAGAAGAAGGCCCUUUUCGGCGCCGCCAAGGAGGUCAACGACCUCACCACCCACAUUGGAACCGAGAUUGUCGGCCUCCAGCUCAAGGACCUGACCGACCAGCAGCGCGACGAGCUUGCCCUGCUUGUGGCCGAGCGCCACAUUGUCUUCUUCCGCGACCAGGACCUCUCGCCCCAGAAGCAGAAGGAGAUCGGCGUUUACCUCGGCGACGGCCAGAUCGAGAUCCACCCCCAGGCCGCUCAGGUCCCCGGCGUCGGCGGCGGUGUCACCCUCAUCUGGGAGGCUGGCCGCAAGGACGCCCAGGUCAAGGGCCGCUCCUUCCGUAUCCCCUACGGCGGCAACAGCUUUGGCUGGCACACCGACCUCGUCCACGAGCCCUACCCUCCCGGAUACACCCACCUCCACCAGGACACUGUCCCCAAGGUCGGCGGUGACACCCUCUGGGCCUCGGGCUACGCGGCGUACGACAAGCUCUCGCCCGCGUUCAAGAAGCUUAUCGACGGCCUCAACGGUCUCUACCGCUCCGCCCACUCGUACAAGGACGAGAGCAACCCCGACGCGCCUCCCAAGCCCGUCAUCCGCGCCCACCCCCUCGUCCGCACCCACCCCGUCACCGGCUGGAAGUCGCUCUGGGUCAACCGCUCCAUGACCGUCGGUAUCGAGGGCUUUGACCAGACCGAGGCCGACCUCCUCCUCAACUACCUCCACAACAUCUACGAGCGCUCCACCGACAUCCAGCUCCGCUGGCACUGGACCCCCGGAACCUCGGCCAUCUGGGACAACCGCAGCACCAUCCAUACCGUCUCGUACGACUACUCGGGUGAGCGUCACGGUACGCGCGUCUCGUCGCUUGCCGAGAAGCCCUACUACGACCCCAAGUCCAAGUCCAAGGCCGAGGACCUCCAGCUCCAGGGUUGGAUCGACGCGCCCGACUUUGGCGGCCGUUACUAG
Molecule: messenger RNA, 1218 nt
Organism: Vanrija pseudolonga
Lineage: Eukaryota; Fungi; Basidiomycota; Tremellomycetes; Trichosporonales; Trichosporonaceae
Product: Putative alpha-ketoglutarate-dependent sulfonate dioxygenase
Exons: 1
Coding region: 1-1218 (405 amino acids)
Cellular component (GO): cytoplasm
Molecular function (GO): 2-oxoglutarate-dependent dioxygenase activity
Source: RefSeq, a predicted model, not a curated record